UUCAUCGCAUUGCGAGCUUUGGAAAAAGAACACCACGAUUUCCAACGGUUUUUGUCGCUUCAAUCCAACAUCACGAAAAGGAAAAUGGUUUUUUGUCCUUCAAAUCGUCCUUCUUUCCUUCACACCCAUGGUGGUGCUUCUCAUUCAAAACAGCCUUCGUUUCAACAAUCAGAUGAUUCAACAGAAGCAAAAUUUGGAGAAGGCCUUAUUGGUGGAUGAAGUGACAUCCCUGACCUUAUUCAUCAAUGACCUUCAAACUGAGAGAGCAUCUGUAUGUUUUGCGUUGUUUGUGAGCAUUGUCAGUCAAGAAAGAUGGAAUUUUACCCAAGAUUUUUAUGUAACGGAUCAAUCGUUGGCAAAGGUCAAAUGGAGGCCUUUUGGACAUGGAAAAAUAUUGUCCACCAAGUUGAGGUUCCAGAUUCGAUUAGACGAUUUCCGGGAAAAUGUCAUUCGAGCAAUCAGUGAAGGUAUCGUAGAGGAAGAAACAGUCGAAGAAGUUUUGAACUUCUACAACAUGGUCAUAACUUCGAUUUUGGGAGCCAUGGCCACGGAAAUCGGCAAGGCCCAAAGUCCAAGUAAUUGGAGACUCAUCAUGACAGCUUACAACAUGAUCAAGAUCGUUGACUCAGCCGGCAUUGGAUUGGUAUUCGGGCUAAGAUAUUAUGGGAAUGGCAAAUUGAAGCCCGAUGAAAUCAUUCCUUACGUUCAACAUGACGGUUUGUUGUGGGCUUAUUAUCGCAAGGUCGUCGAAAUUGUCCCCGAAGGCUUGAAGAGCGAUAUCGAGUCAAUGUAUAAAGGCAACGAUUUCAAGAGCUUAAGAGACAGCACCAAAACUAUUUUAAAAAACAACCCAAUCCCACCGGAUCACGAAAAAGGAGUAAAGUAUUUUACCGAGUGUCAAAAAUUCACGUUCGCAGCUACGAAGCUUUUGGACGAGUUGGGUUUGAAAAUAAGACUAUCUCGCAAUGUGGAAGUCUACCAUGUCAAAUUGGCCAAUGCUUGGGGGAUAUGCAUCCUGAUCCUGAUCUUUCUCAUAAUCCCAUUUCUUGUCUUCAUGGCUAGGAAUGUGAUCUGGACCUUUCAGCUUUUUGCGACCAGUUUGAAUGCAAGAGCCACGGCUUUAAAGAAACAACAAGAGAAGCAAAACAAACUUAUCUACAAGAUGCUUCCCCGGCUUGUAGUUGAAAAAUUGAAAUCAGGCGAAGACGUUAUUGAAACCUUCGAAUCGGCCUCCCUAUUCUUCAGCUCAGUGGUGGGCUUUGGGUCAAUCACGAGGGGACUCAACCCAUUUGAGGUCAUAACAUUUCUCAACGGCUUCUAUGACGUGAUCGAUGAUCUUAUUGACCAGUACGAUUGUUCCAAGGUGGAGAGUAUAUCUGAUUCCUAUUUGAUUGCUUCAGGGAUCCCACGUUCUAAUGGAGAAAGACAUGCAAGUCAACUUUGUUCCAUGGCCUUGAUGUUUCUGAAGGCAUCCUCGGCAAUUCAUAGACCAGAUCAACCAUCCCAGACCAUUCAGGUUAAAGCUGGGAUUCAUACUGGAACUGUCGUGGCCGGCAUUGUGGGAAGUAAACUCCCACGCUAUUGUUUGUUUGGCGACACUGUCAACACGGCUUCACGGAUGCAGAGCCAAUCUUUACCGGGCAAAGUGCAAAUCAGCUCUGAAACGAAACUCAUGCUGGAUGUGAUGGGCGGGUUUAUAACGGAGGAGAGAGGACCGAUCUACAUUAAGGGAAAGGGACGUCUGAACACAUUUUGGUUGAAUGAGGAGAUGGAAUGAAAAUAUAAAUGAGUACACAUUCGAAGUGGUCUCAAUCUCAAACGCCUUGGUACUUUUGUUUGUUGAGAAAAUUGUAGAGAGCACCAAGAAUAUAAUUAGCUAAUCACCUU
This is a messenger RNA of Tigriopus californicus, 1887 nucleotides long. Its product is annotated as guanylate cyclase beta-like. Lineage: Eukaryota; Metazoa; Arthropoda; Copepoda; Harpacticoida; Harpacticidae. Gene Ontology annotation, molecular function: guanylate cyclase activity; peptide receptor activity. Gene Ontology annotation, biological process: cGMP biosynthetic process; intracellular signal transduction; receptor guanylyl cyclase signaling pathway. Bases 128 to 1777 code for a protein of 549 amino acids. The transcript is spliced from 8 exons. The record is from RefSeq and is a predicted model, not a curated record.